Molecule: messenger RNA, 3195 nt
Organism: Uloborus diversus
Lineage: Eukaryota; Metazoa; Arthropoda; Arachnida; Araneae; Uloboridae
Product: alanine--tRNA ligase, cytoplasmic-like
Biological process (GO): alanyl-tRNA aminoacylation; tRNA modification
Cellular component (GO): cytoplasm; mitochondrion
Molecular function (GO): nucleic acid binding; ATP binding; aminoacyl-tRNA deacylase activity
Source: RefSeq, a predicted model, not a curated record
AUGAGCUAUGCGAAAACCAUUAGCAAUGUUAAAUUUCCUUCUAAACAUGUGCGAAAGCUUUUCCUGGACUAUUUCAUUAAUGAAAAAAGUCACACCUUCAUCCCUUCUAGUCCUGUAUUUUUAAAAAACGACCCUUCUUUAUUAUACGUAAAUGCUGGUAUGAAUCAGUUUAGAUCUGUGUUACUUAACAAGACUCAUCCAAAGCAUCCUUUUUAUAAUCUGAAAAGAGCUGCUAAUAGCCAAAAGUGUAUCAGGCUAAGCGGGAAACAUAAUGACUUGGAGGAUGUUGGGCAAGAUCUGCAUCAUCACACAUUUUUUGAAAUGCUUGGAAACUGGUCGUUUGGUGAUUAUUCAAAGUUUGAAGCCUGCAAAAUGGCAUGGGAUUUGCUGACGGAUGUUUAUGGAAUGAAUUCAAAAAAUCUGUAUGUCACUUAUUUUGGUGGUGAUGCUGCUUAUGGGAUUCCUCCUGAUGAAGAAUGUAAGCGUAUAUGGCUGGAGAUCGGGGUUCCUCCUGACCAUAUCUAUCCUUUUGGAACCAAAGACAAUUUUUGGGAAAUGGCUGAUGUAGGUCCCUGUGGUCCAUGUACUGAAAUACAUUAUGAUUUCAUUUUUUCUGGUGCAGAGGAUGCCUCUAAAAGGAUUAAUGCUGAUAGGCCAGAUUUAAUAGAAAUAUGGAAUCUGGUUUUCAUCCAGUAUAAUAAAGAAAACGAUGGUUCAUUGAAAAAGAUACCUAGCUUGAAUGUUGAUACUGGCAUGGGAUUUGAAAGACUGACCGCUGUUUUGCAAGGCACCAUGUCAAAUUAUGACACUGAUAUUUUUGUACCAUUAUUUAAUGCAAUUGAAAAAAACUUUGGUAUUCGCUCGUAUACCGGUAAAGUUGGACGUGAAGAUCGAGAUGAGAUUGAUACAGCUUAUAGAAUAAUUGCUGACCAUUCUCGCAUGUUGUGCAUUGCAAUUUCAGAUGGUUUGUUUCCAGAUGCUCAUGAUGCUGGUCAUGUUUUGAGAAAAAUUAUAAGAAGAGCUGCAUAUACAGCCAAUCGGACCAUGAAAGCAAGGCCUGGCGUUUUGAGCUCUCUAGUGCCGUACGUAGCUGAAACACUGGACUUCUUCCCUGAAGUUGAAAAGCAUGUAAAUGAGAUUGUUGACAUUGUGAACGAAGAAGAGAAACAGUUUCAUUCUGUGAUAAACAAAGGUCGCAAAGCAAGAAAUAAAAUUCUUUCAGAAAAUGCUAACAACACUUUAAGUGGGCUCAAUGUGCUGAAUCUACACCAGCAGUUUGGCCUGGAAGAAAUAAUCAUUAAAGACUUAGCAUCAGAAAUAAAUGUUAACGUGGAUUGGGAAGGUUACCAAAGAUUAUUAAAAGAACAGGCUGCUACUAUAGUCCGAUCUCAAGGAAAAUCUGAUUCUUUCUCUCAAAUUGUUCAAAUUCUUAGAAGACAUGAUAUUCAGCCAUCAGAAGAUUUCUUUAAAUAUGAUUAUUCCACGGAUAAAAGCACAUACGGUGUAAGAACAGUUAAAGGCAAUGUUCUGGCUAUCCUGAAAAAAAAAGAAUAUCUACCCGAAGCCAUUGAAGGUGAUCGCUGUUUGAUUGUGACUGAUAAAACAAACUUCUAUUCAGAAGCAGGAGGGCAAACUGCUGAUUUAGGGAAAAUUUUUAAUGAAGAUUUCGAUUUUAAUGUUGAAAAUGUUUCAUUUGCUGAAGGUUUCGUUUUUCAUCAUGGUAUAGUAAAAACCGGGAAAAUAAAAGUUGGUAAUGAAGUUGAAUUAUCCAUUGAUAGAGAUCAUCGGAUGUCUUGCAGUCAGAAUCAUACAGCAACACAUCUGCUUAACAAUGCUUUGCAAAAACUUCUGCCUCACACUAGUCAACGCUCAUCUUAUGUUGGUCCACUUUUUCUACGCCAUGGUUUUAGUGCCAAGGCAUCAUUGUCCAGGGAGCAGAUUGAAUUCAUUGAAAAAUAUGUUAAUGAUAUAAUUAAUAACAAUCUUUUUGUGAGAAGAAAUGAAAUGCCAUUUGUUGAGUUAUUAGAUAAUCCUAAUGCUGUUGUUCUUCAAGGUGAGGAAUACCCUGACACUGUUCAUGUUGUUAGUAUUGGUACUGAUGACAGCUCUACUGCAAUAUCUAUAGAACCAUGCUGUGGAACACAUGUGCUCAACACAGCCGACAUUGAGAAGUUUAUUGUCAUCCCGUCCAAAUCUCAUGGAGGAUCCAUAAAGAUUAUCAGUGCAGUUACAGGUAAACAGGCAUCCAUUGUUGAAGAAAAUGGUAGAAUAAUGGAAGAGAAAGUUUCUUACUUAACAAAUGAAGUUAUGUCUACUUUAAUAAAAUUGAAUCAGCCUAAUGUUGAGCAAAAGUUGCAACUGUUGCUGAAGGAGGUUCGAAAAUCAAUAAAGGAAUUCCAAGGAAGAUAUGAUGUGCCUCUGUUAAAGCUUCAGAACUGUGAAGACGCUUUGAAAGAACUCAAACUUAAGUUGGUUGAUGCGUUGAAUAGUCUUACAAUGACUGAAAAAAAUAUGGAUGAAAAUACCUCAGAUACUUCUGGUGAAUGGAAGGCAAAAAUUGAUAAUGUCAUUGAACAUUUAAAGUCCAAAAAUGUGGCAACUACCAGGGAUGAGUAUAAAUAUGAUUGCUGUGUGGGAAAAGUCACACCAAUCACGGCAAAUAUCUGCGCCAUUAUCCGGGACAAUGAUGUUGUAAAUUCUGUUUGCCGUGGACUAGAGUAUCUACUAGUUACAGACAAAACAAACUUUUAUGCAGAAGAAGAUGAUCAAGAGGGUGAUAAAGGAACUAUAUUUAUUGAUGACUUUGUAUUUAAAGUGAAUAAUACAUUUAAGUUUCAAGACUAUGUUUUCCACAGAGGAUUUGUUGAAAAUGGAAACAUAAUGCCGAUGCAAUUAGUAAAUUUACAAGUGAAUGAGGCAAGUCGAUUAGCUGCUUCCCAGAAUCAUACUGCUAUCCAUUUGCUGAAUUCUUCAUUAAAAAAGGAACUACCCUACGUUUGCCCACUUUCUGCUUUUGCUAGUUCCAGAGCUAUGAAACUAGUUUUUUCUAGUAAGCAUCCUGUAUCUGAUGAUCAACUGAAAAGAGUGGAAGAUAAUGUAAAUGAACUCAUCAAGGACAAUCUACCUGUUAAUAAAUUGCUUCUUCCUGUGUCAAAUUUAACAGACUUUCCGGUAUAUAAAUCAUCCCUUUUCAAA